AUGUUGAUCAAAGUCAAGACGCUAACCGGUAAAGAGAUCGAGCUCGACAUCGAGCCGACGGACAAGAUCCAGCGCAUCAAGGAGCGCGUCGAGGAAAAGGAGGGCAUCCCGCCCGCGCAGCAGAGGCUCAUCUUUGGCGGCAAACAAAUGCACGACGAAAAGACGGCAAAGGACUUUGGCGUCGAAGGCGGCUCGGUCCUGCAUCUGGUCCUCGCGCUCCGUGGCGGACACCUCUGA
This is a messenger RNA of Pseudozyma flocculosa PF-1, 237 nucleotides long. RefSeq lists its product as uncharacterized. The coding region runs from base 1 to 237 and encodes 78 amino acids. The record is from RefSeq and is a predicted model, not a curated record. The transcript has 4 exons. Gene Ontology annotation, molecular function: protein tag activity; ubiquitin protein ligase binding. Gene Ontology annotation, cellular component: cytoplasm; nucleus. Gene Ontology annotation, biological process: regulation of proteolysis; modification-dependent protein catabolic process; protein neddylation. NCBI's taxonomy places the organism in Eukaryota, Fungi, Basidiomycota, Ustilaginomycetes, Ustilaginales, Ustilaginaceae.